This is a messenger RNA of Ascochyta rabiei, 651 nucleotides long. RefSeq lists its product as uncharacterized. Bases 1 to 651 code for a protein of 216 amino acids. The record is from RefSeq and is a predicted model, not a curated record. Lineage: Eukaryota; Fungi; Ascomycota; Dothideomycetes; Pleosporales; Didymellaceae. The transcript has 2 exons.
AUGUUCUUCUCAACCCUCUCCAUUGCUGCUAUCCUUGCAGCCCUCCCUUCUACUCUCGCCCUUCCUAAUGUCACUGCUAAAGCGCUUCCGGCCGACUGCUCUUCCUACCCUCUCUACAAUGAGGAGACAGGCAACGCAGGGCCGUGGAUCCUCAACCUUGCCAAUAGCGACAAUGCAGACAUUGAGGGCUGGGGUGACAGCUCAGUGUACUCCUACUCAUACAGCCCAGCAACUGGCCCAGUAAUGCGAUGGGGCUACAUGACAAUCGUCUCCAACAACCAGUUUGCCAAGACUGCCUUGCAGUGCCAGUCCUCUCGUCUCCACGCUUGGACUGACACGGCGUUGACCCGCGCUGGCGCUCCUACCAAUGUCGCCUGGACACCUCUAUCACUCUCGCAGUACCCAUACGACGCCAGCCUCUUGUACUUGAUCGACGGGGAUGCGCCGACGCUCUACGAGCACUAUGUCGGUGACGUGAAGCAAGACGGAUACUUUCUCGGCGGUUACAACACCACGACAUGGGGCGUGCAGUGGCAGGAGGCGACUGGUCCUGGAAGCUACAACCAGCCUUUCUUCUACAUGAGGCUGCUACCGGAGGGACAGAGCUUGAAGGCUAACGAGACGAAGAGCUUUGUGAAGAUCGCGUACUAG